CAGAAAUCAAAACAGUGAUCAAAAGUGUUUUGAAAAUGAAAAAGUAUAGUUUUUUUGUGAAAUGAGUAAAAUUUGCAAUAUUCAAAGUGGUUCGAGGGGAUAGCCGUUGGUUUUUUACAAUCUACCACGUUAUUAUCCUUUCUGACGCACUUACUGCGUCGACGACCGUCGCAUACAGUUUCAUUGUAAAUGUUGCAGUGGGCUCUAGUGGAGGUGGAGGGAGUCGACUAGAAUAGAAAGUAUCAAUAACAUUGUUUGAUCAUAUCAAACACAACAUUGCGGUUGAGGCAUUCGAACGGAUACGAAACCUGUCACGUUCGUAUGAGAAUUUAAUAUUCGCGAUUUAAUUAAUUGUGGUUCUAUAAAAAAUACACAAUGGAGCGAAGAUUUGCUAACGUUAUUUUACUGGGGUUUGGGUUUAUGUUUGUAUUCACGGCGUUCCAGACGAUGGGAAACAUAGAGAAAACGAUUCUCGACAGCAUCUCGCAAGAUGACCCGUCGUUCUCGGGUGAUGGCUACACGUCGCUGGCCAUCAUCUACGCCACCCUCGGGCUCUGCAACUGGCUGGCCCCCUCCGUCAUCACCUUCACAGGGCCGCGGGGGGCCAUGAUCAUUGGUGGAUUGACUUAUCUGUUCUUCAUAGUGACAUUCCUGUUCCCCAAGACGUGGCUUCUCUACGUGGCGAGCGUGCUGAUUGGCGCCGGCGCGGCCGCCAUCUGGACCGGCCAGGGGAAUUACCUCACGCUCAACAGCGACGCGGAGACCAUCUCGAGGAACUCGGGAAUUUUUUGGGCGAUGCUGCAGUGCAGCUUAUUCUUCGGCAACCUGUUCGUGUUCAUCAAGUUCCAAGGCAAGUCGCACAUCGACGUGGACACUCGGAACGUGGUGUUCGGAGUGCUCACGGCCGUGUGCGCCGUGGGCAUAGUGUUCCUGCUGCUGCUGAGGCCCACACGACGCGCGCCGGCUAUUGACGAUGCUAAGGUGGAGGUGGUGAGCGAGCCGGAGAGCGCGAUGGACGCGUUCCGCGGCGCGUGCCGGCUCUUCAUGACCAAGGAGAUGAUCCUGCUCAGCGCCACCUUCAUUUAUACCGGCGUGGAGCUGUCGUUCUUCAGCGGCGUGUACAGCCCCAGCAUCGGGUUCACGCUGGCGAUGGGGGACAACGCCAAGCAGCUGGUCGGGCUGUCCGGCGUGUUCAUAGGCAUGGGGGAGGUGCUGGGAGGAGCCCUAUUCGGGAUACUCGGCUCAAAAACAACCCGCUGGGGCCGCGACCCGAUCGUGAUCAUGGGCUACGUCAUCCACCUCGUCAGCUUCUUCCUCAUCUUCAUCAACUUACCAACUGAAGCCCCGUUCGGCGACACCACCGCCGUCUCGUACAUCGACCCCUCGCCAGCGCUGGCCAUGACUUGCAGCUUCCUGCUAGGGUUUGGAGACGCGUGCUUCAACACGCAGAUAUACUCGAUACUGGGAGGGAAUUACUCGGAUAAUAGCACGUCCGCCUUCGCCCUGUUCAAGUUUACUCAGUCUCUGGCGGCAGCAGCAUGCUUCUUCUACUCAUCGAAGGCGCUACUCUCCGUGCAACUGAGCAUCCUAGCAGUCUUGGCAACCCUGGGCACGGGCGCGUUCUGCCGCGUGGAGUGGGCGGGGCGGGCCCGCGCGCGCGCCGCAGCUCUAGAGGCCAUAGACAAGACAAGCCCCGCCACACACUCACUGGCCGAUAACACGCUGCACUACGACUGAAAUGAGGUUCACAUGCCGAUCGUUGAGAUCGACGACCAUAGAUUCUAGUGUUCGAAAAGGGUGUGAUUCAAAUUUGGAAUUAACAGUCGUGGCUUUUGGCGCGCUUUUGUUGUCUGUUAUCUGUGAUUGUGAUCGUGUAAUUUUCGAGGAGCUUACGUACAGCUCGAAAGGUGGUCAAGUUUAUCCGUAGGAUAUUUAAAUGUAUAACGUACAUUACUGUAAAUAAAAAUGGAUUUCAGUCGAGGCAACUUCGGUGUUGGGUGUUUUAAAAGAAAAGGCCCAUAAAAUUUAUUAGGUACAUAUUUAUUACAUACUUACUAUAAAUUCUGAAUAUUCUAAAUUACUACAUGAAAAUAAUGCUUAUCUACCUGAAAAUAACAAUAAAUAAAACUGUACUGAUUGAAAAUCCCUUGGGAAGGAAGGGUAUUUGUCAUUUGUUUUUAGUUUAUGUUGUU
Messenger RNA from Plutella xylostella (diamondback moth), 2192 nucleotides. RefSeq names its product UNC93-like protein MFSD11. The record is from RefSeq and is a predicted model, not a curated record. Lineage: Eukaryota; Metazoa; Arthropoda; Insecta; Lepidoptera; Plutellidae.